Messenger RNA from Symbiodinium natans, 628 nucleotides. Lineage: Eukaryota; Dinophyceae; Suessiales; Symbiodiniaceae. The record is from the annotation of a GenBank genome assembly.
AUGGAGCCCUGUCUCGUCGGUGAGUCGCUGAUCUUGGAUCCAUAUGAAAAUGCGGGCCAACAUGCAGGCAGCAUCAUCAGCUUCUGGUCCCUGUCCUUUCUGAUGCUCUUGCACUUGGGUGCGGUGGCCAGAAACAUCCGGAAGGAUGGGAAGACCCGUGCGGUUCCUGCGCUCCUCGCGAUCUUCUUCCUCUGCAGCUUCAUCUCCGGUAUUCUCCAGGCGGUGGCCCACAGCUUCAUCACUGGCACUGCACAGACUCACCUCCUGCUGACGGCCCGGUUGUGGCUGGGCUUCGCGGCGGGGAUCUUUCUGUUCCUGGGAGCCAGCAUGGGAGAAGCCCUGAUGCACGGCAGCCGCGACCUGGAUCCCCCCCGCAUCCUCACCUGGGUCCUCUUCGUGUUCGGGGCCGGCGCCUCGGUUUUUGCCAUGGCGCUGGCUUCCGAGGGCGAUGACUACGCGCAAGCCGCGGUGAUGAGCGCGGCGUGUCUGUGGGCCGACGCCUUCUGGAUCGCCAUGGGUCGCAAGAUGCGAAGGGAAGGUGCCAUCGAAAUGAGCCUCUUAUUGCCAAAGGUUGGCGGUCCGCUCCUGAUGGCUUUGGCCUUUUGGGUUCUGGCCCUCCUGGCACCCU